UGAUAUGUUAGACAUUCUAAGAUGUGAAGAAGGGCGACCCUUGUGGUGUUUAAAAAAACUGCAACAAGCGAUUUUGUAGUUGAGUUCGUCGAAAAUAAGAAAUGGCACGGGUUCACUUGCAUGCGGUUAGUUACAUAUUUUUCCAAAUGUACCUGUAGGCUAUACGAUUAACGAAAAUAAAUACGGGUGCGUGGGCUAUAACGAACGGCGGGCAGAUCUUCACAUAACUAUUUAAAUCGUAUAGUUUAAUGUUUGCAUGAGAAAUCAAAAUCAAUCACGCUGUUUAAUGCCCGAAAUGAACGAAAUAUGGAUGAUUAGAAAUACCUAUCAUUUAUCAUAAUUUAAAUUAUGAAAGUCUGGCUGCAUUCAUGCUUGAUGCCUGCCAGGUAACUUUUAAGAGGGAGCAGCAAUGUAAUGCAUUCAGUGCAUUUUUUCUUCUUCAAGCGUCAGACAGUAAUGCAGGAAACAUAUAUUUAACAAAAAUUUCAGAAAAGCCUCCACCACAACAUAUAAUAUCAAAUCUAUCAAUAUUUGUCCACUCUUUCUUUUGUGCACUCUGCUACCACUAUAAGUCUUUUGUGCUUCCAGUCAACAAAUUACAGCUGUCCUCCCAACAAAAGAUACCAAACGUGUCAAUGUUAUGUUAGAACCAUUUACAUUUAUUACAUUACAUUACAGGCAUUUGGCAGACGCUCUUAUCCAGAGCGACGUACAACAAAGGCAUUUGCCUUCAAAAAUGGCUCUAAUAUUCAAACAAACUACCCAAACACACCUUAGCUGCCUUGUAGAAUUCUGUGCCAUGUGCAUCUAAAAUGGCUAAAGGAGAUAUUUCUGAUGAGAUUAGAUAUAAUAAUUCAACUGCAUAAGGAAGGUGAAAGCUGAAAAGAAGUGUAAAAAACAGGAAUUUCCAAAACAGGGAACAGACAGAGAAAAAAUUACUCUUAACAACCAUGCAAGAACUGGUCGAACCACCAACACAAUCACCAUCAUAAAGACAGCACUUAAAGAUUUUGUCUUUGCGAGAUAGGAAAAAGUAAAGCUCCACUCUGGCUUCAGAUCCAAAGAAAUCCACAGGUGUUUCUGUCAAUCCUUCCACUGUGAGAAGACAACUCAAUGCUAUAGGUCUGAAAGAAUGUGCAGCUUUAAAAAAAAUAAAAUAAAAAAGCCACCACUGAAUAAGGAACUAAAAGGGAAAAAUAUUUUCACCAGUACCCCGGAACUGGACACCUAAGAUGUGAAGGUAGGUUUUAUGGGCUGAUGAGUCUAAAUUUGAGAUUUUCGGAAACAAUAGAAGGCAGUAUGUACGCCACCAAAGCAACGAAAGACACUUAGAACCAUGUCUGCAACCAUCAGCCAAUCAUAGUGGAAGAUCAGUGCAAGUUACAUAUCAUGCAAUACCCUCUGGACAAUGUUUUAUAUGGAGCAAAUUCAUGCAAGAUAAUGACCCCGAGCACACUGCUAGGAAGAUCAAGCUGCUGGUGUUCUCGGAACAAUGGACUGGUCGCCGCAGAGUCCAGACCACAACAUCACUGAAUUGUUUUGGGGUUACUUGGGUCGAGAGGGGCAGGAAAUGCAACCAACUCCUAAGACUGAACUUUGGAAGUGUUUACAAGAACAAUGGGAAAACAUCCCUGCAGAUUUCUUCAAGAACAAAGCAAGUAUCCCAAAAAGAAUGGGGGCUGUAAUAAAGGCAAAGGGUGGACACACUAAAUACUGAAAGAUUUGAUGAAAGAUUUGAUAUUGUGCAUAGUUGUGGAGAUUUUUGCAUUAAAUAUAUGUUUGCUGCAUCAUUUUCCGACAGUGAAAGAUAGCUAACUUGCACCGAAUCGCUGUUUUCAUUGGAAAGUAAAUAAAAGAGGGUGGGUCUCUGAUUUUUGCAGUGCUGUACAGUAAAUGGCGAAAUGUAAACUCUAAAUGAGGUUGGCCAACUUGUCAAGCCUACCACACCCCAAAUCCAUUUGUACAGCUGACACGUAGUAGACACAAGGCCGUAAUAGCCUACUUUCACCACUAAGUGAACAAAUUUAUUUUUCUUUAAUGAUUUUUUAACAGAACUGACUGCUGCAGUGUGGACAAUAUCCGUUACAUAGUGCAUUAGGCGGAGCUUUUAAGACUAAAUGGGUCAAUGUGUUAGUACACAGUAGCUCACAGGCAGUGCAGUGACGAGACAGAAUUCUCCUCAUAGAAAAGAUCUCUUCAAAUACAGGGGGACCAUGUCAGAUUUGGAGAACUCCAUUAUGACUAUAAUCCACAUGUUCCACAAGUAUUCCAAGAACAAAUCCACACUGAAGAAGACAGAUCUGAAGGAUCUAAUUAAUAACGAAAUGAGUCACUUCAUCAUGAACAUCCAGGAUAAGGAGACAUUGGACCAGGUAUUCACUGACCUGGACCAAAACGGAGACCUGGAGAUUGACUUCCAAGAAUUCAUAGCCUUGGUUGCCAUGGUUACAUCAGCAUGUCAUGACCUCACAAAGACCUGUUAGGGGGGAGUGGCUUGUGAGUUUCAGCGUGGUCAGGUGACUGACUUGGCCAGCCAAGAGUAUCCCCCCCCAAGAUGGCAUUCCCGGAAUUCCAGAAGCUUCUUCCAGGCAUCUUCCUGAGUGGCUGCAUGAGGUGCAGUGUGUCCACCCCAGCAAACCAUCACUGGGAGAGAAACAGGCCCCCACAUGCAUUAGUAUUUCCCACUCUUUAAGUGUACCCAUAGCUGUAAGCAAUGCCAAUAAACCCAGAUCCUACAAUGCCAAUAAAGAGAGUGACUCUAUAAAUGA
Molecule: messenger RNA, 2768 nt
Organism: Anguilla rostrata (American eel)
Lineage: Eukaryota; Metazoa; Chordata; Actinopteri; Anguilliformes; Anguillidae
Product: protein S100-B-like
Exons: 4
Coding region: 2214-2483 (89 amino acids)
Molecular function (GO): calcium-dependent protein binding; transition metal ion binding; calcium ion binding
Source: RefSeq, a predicted model, not a curated record